Messenger RNA from Ectocarpus siliculosus, 1392 nucleotides. The record is from the annotation of a GenBank genome assembly. Lineage: Eukaryota; Phaeophyceae; Ectocarpales; Ectocarpaceae.
AUGGCGUCUGGAGGACGGGUGCUGAGCAUUCAGAGCCAUGUUGUUCGAGGGUACGUGGGCAACAAGUGCUCGGUCUUCCCGCUUCAGCUGCUAGGCUUCGACGUGGACCCUGUUAACUCCGUGCAGUUUUCCAACCACACAGGCUACGCAGGGUUUGAAGGGACGGUGCUCCAGGGGGAAGAGCUCUCGAGGCUGCUGCAGGGGUUGGAAUCCAACAACCUCCUCAGGGGCUAUACGCAUGUGCUCACGGGCUACGUCGGAUCCCCGUCCUUCUUGCAUGCCGUCCUCGACGUCCACCGAAGACUGAAAGAAGCGAAUCCAGCAUUGCUCUUCAUCUGCGACCCGGUGCUCGGGGACGACGGUAGGCUGUACGUGCCGGCGGAGAACGUGGACAUCUACCGGGAAGAGGUGCUCCCCCUCGCCACCAUGAUCACGCCGAACCAGUUCGAGGCCGAGCUGCUGUCUGGGGUGACAAUCUUGACGGAGGAGGACGCGGUCCGAGCUUGCACGGCUCUUCACGCCAGGGGACCGGACACAGUGGUGAUCACCAGCAGCCGACUGGCAGGCUCCUCGUCGAGCGGAGGAGGGGUCCCCGCCGUUGGUGGCGGGGGUGCGGGGGGAGGAGGAGGAGGAGGAGGAAGUGGGGACGAUAUCGUUCUCGUGGCCAGCACCCGGCGUCGGCCCCGCCGCUCGCCAUCAGAAACGCCGUCAUUCCCGUCGUCUUCGUCGAACUCCUCGGCAAUACCCCCGCCGCCCCCGCCGCCGCCACCACCAUCAGCGGAAAUAACGGGGCACGAUGAGGUCGGCGGCGGCGGCGGCGGCGGGCAAGGCCCAGCAGCAUCCGGGGGCGACAGCGGCGGGGGCGGUGGAGCUCCGCGAAAUAGUCGUGGACAAGCUGCAGCGGUCGCUGGCAACAACGGCGGAGACGCAGGCGGCGGUGGUGGCGGCGGUGGCGGCGGUGGUCUAGGGGGUGAUGGCGGCGGAGGCGCGGAGGCGGCGGGCGGGGGUGUUGGUAACAGAGCGGCGAGUGGCGGGGGUGGGGGAGACGGAGCGGGUGGGGGGGGUGGGGGGGACGGCGGUGCUGGUGGAGGAGGGCACGUGGAUGGGGCAGAAGCUGGGGCGGGAGCGGGGGAGGCGGGGGCGGGGGCAGGGGCAGGGGAGUUCACGGGAACGGGAGACCUUGCCGCGGCGCUCCUAUUGGCGUGGACCCGUAGGCUGCCGGGGGAUCUGGCGGGAGCGCUCGAGCGAGUGGCGGGGACAAUGAGGGCCGUCUUGAGGAGAACCCACGCCCAAGGGUCUGGUGAGCUCCUUCUGGUGCAAAGCAAGGAGGACAUCGAGCGGCCACCUUUGGAGCUGCGAGCCACCGUGAUUGCGCAUGCCACGGGGCAGUGA